AUGCCAUCAGAAGCCAUCGGGCCUGAACCAUGGCAACCGUGGCAAUGUCUUGAUUUAACAUAUAUUUAUACACUUUUACAUUACGGAUAUGGAUUGCCUGAUGACAGGAAAAUCAAUAUUCGUUCAAUGGAAGUUUCUUGGGCAUUGGGUGCUGGUUUUCAUCUUCUAAAUUCUUAUCAUGAAAAUAAAUUGAAAGAAUCUCGUGAUGAGAGGCAGCGACAAUUGAAAGAAGCUUUGGAACGUGAUCGUGAGGAUUUGGAAGCUCGACGCAAAGCAAUUGAAGAAAAAGAGGCAGCCACGGAUAAAAGAUUGGCCUCUUUGUCAACGCUGGCGAAGAUAUUUCAUUGGUUUAGUGAUUGGAUGACGCAUUUGCUCACAUCGCUUAAUUUGAUUUCAUGA
Meloidogyne enterolobii is the source of this 399-nucleotide messenger RNA. The record is from the annotation of a GenBank genome assembly. Lineage: Eukaryota; Metazoa; Nematoda; Chromadorea; Rhabditida; Meloidogynidae.